Messenger RNA from Penaeus indicus, 2457 nucleotides. RefSeq names its product ero1-like protein (gene Ero1L). Bases 168 to 1196 code for a protein of 342 amino acids. The record is from RefSeq and is a predicted model, not a curated record. Gene Ontology annotation, cellular component: endoplasmic reticulum membrane; endoplasmic reticulum. Gene Ontology annotation, biological process: protein folding in endoplasmic reticulum. Gene Ontology annotation, molecular function: FAD binding; protein-disulfide reductase activity; thiol oxidase activity. The transcript is spliced from 11 exons. NCBI's taxonomy places the organism in Eukaryota, Metazoa, Arthropoda, Malacostraca, Decapoda, Penaeidae.
UCUUUAUGCGUUAGCAAGAAGACUCGGAAAACGGCUCACAGGGUGAAGAAAGUAAUGUAGGGGAAUCAGAUGCAAGCAAUCGUGCCAGUUCAGACAAGAAGGUCCCAGAGGGCAUAAAGGGAGCUUCCUUAGACAAAAUUGAGAAGGAAAAGAAGGAAAAGUCCCACAUGGUGACUGGCCAUUGUGAUGAUGAGAAUGACCUGGGAUACCUGAAUACUACUCUCAGCAAGGAAUCCAAAGUCGGCUUUAAACGCUGGGCAGCCCACGAUGAUGCACAGCUGAACUUUUGCAAAAUUGAUGACGACAGUUCUGAGGAUAGUGAAUAUGUUGACCUGUUGCUGAAUCCUGAGCGGUACACAGGUUAUGCAGGACCUUCAGCACAUAGAAUAUGGAGAACAAUAUACCAAGAAAACUGCUUUAAGCCGUCUAGGGCAAUUGGCCGUUACACAGACUUCAGUAGUAUUGGAGCCAAUGAUUUUCUGAAAGAAAUGUGCUUGGAAAAAAGAACAUUUUACAGAGCUAUUUCCGGCCUCCAUACCAGUAUCAACAUUCACCUGAGUGCUAACUACCUCCUGUCAGACAAGAAUGGCUUUGAAAUGUCAAAGGAUGGCCAGUGGGGUCCGAAUGUACAGGAAUUCCAGACAAGGUUCGACCCAGAACUAACCGGCGGAGAGGGACCACACCGCCUGAAGAACCUCUACUUUGUAUACCUUCUUGAACUAAAAGCUUUAGCUAAAGCUGCACCAUAUCUUGAAAGCUUAGAAUACUACACAGGAAAUGAAAGUGAAGAUAAUGAUGUAUCGAAGGCAGUGAAAGACUUAUUGACUGUUGUCAAGAGUUUCCCAGAGCACUUUGAUGAAAGCUCCAUGUUCUCUGGCGGCCAGCAAGCUGCGAAGUUGAAAGAGGAAUUUCGGCAACACUUUUGGAAUGUGUCUCGUAUUAUGGACUGCGUUGGAUGUGACAAGUGCCGUCUUUGGGGCAAGCUGCAGGUAACUGGCCUUGGUACAGCACUCAAGAUUCUGUUCUCAGGCAAUCUAGACCCACAAGGUAACCAAAAUUUAGAUCUUCCAGCAGUGAGACACACAAAGUUCCAGCUGUCUCGUAUUGAGAUUGUUGCUCUAAUUAAUGCCUUUGGUCGGUUGUCCAGCAGCAUCAUGGCGCUAGAGAACUUUCGGCAGAGCAUAACCAGGAGAUAAUGACAAGAUUGGCUACUCUGAGCUGAACUUCUGUGAUAUUUGUUAUAUGUUGCCCAAAUACAUAGUUGUAUGCUAGGUUAUGACAGGUGGGCUGCCAACUGCCAUUGGUAGCAACAUAUGUUCAAAGAAGGAGCAUGACAGAUGUAAGGCAAGGUAAAUUAAAAAAAAAAAAAAAAAAAAGUAAAGAAAAGAAAGAUGUAAAAAGAUGGUUUCAGUUCACAAGCUCGAGUUGCAUAUUCUAUUAGCUGUCAAAGAAUAUUGGAAAUGUGUUUCAGGAAUCAGUGAAAUGUAUUUUGAGACUACGUCUGUUUGAGAAGAAGAAAGUUGAGAUUUCUAGGGUCCAUAAAGAUUUUGGCAGUAUGUUCUUUAAUGUAACUAGUUUUGAGGUAGUUAUCUUAUAGAACUUGUGACUAGCAUUCUUUUUAAGCUGAAGCAUUAAGUGACAUUACUGAAUAAUUAUUUAUGCUUCUGUGUUGUUUGAAACAGAAAGUUAUAUCCAUCAGAACUGAAUCUAUAUUGAAUGGUAUAAUUACAUUUAUCCACACUAAUAUGAUAAUUUACAAUAUGAAUCUUUAUUACAUCUGUGUUUAACAUUUCUCAUUAUAAAUUCAUAUACUUGUUAUUUUCUUAUAUAUUGUUUUCAUGUUCUUUCUUUUUCAUUCCCUCAUUAUUUUUAGAUCAUGUUAAUCUCUGAGUGGUGUCUAGUUACAUAACACAACCUCAGACUGACAAAGACUGCAUCUUUAUUUCUUACAUCAUCAAAUGUCACUCCCUAGUAGUAUAGCUUUUAAAAAUAACAAGUUUCAAGUCAUUUAUUUUGUGAUAUUUUUUCAUAAUAUUAUAUGUUUACAUACCCUAUCUCUGUCAUUUUGCCCACAUGGCUUUUCCUACUUACUUAUGGCAGGGUUUUUGGUAUAUAGAUUUUUUUUUGCUGUUGAUGAUAAAUACUUAUUAUUUAGCAUAAGAUGUCUGAUAAUAGUGAUCUAAUAUAUGCUAGGAUUAUCUAGCACAUUGAUUUAUCUACACCAAGACAACAGUAAGAAAAAAGUCCAUCAGUAGAUUAGUGUUUAAGAGUUUACUUCUUUUUGGAAAAAUAUAUAGUUGAUGUACACAAUUAUUUACGACUUGGCAUUUCUCACAAACUAUUAACAUAUCCCUUAAAUUCAUGGAAGUAUUCUGAGACUUGUUUACAUUUCUGUUCUUCCUGGUACAGGUCAUAUGUUUGUUUGUUUGUUUUUUCUUCUCCUUUCUUUUCUUUUUU